Gilbertella persicaria is the source of this 789-nucleotide messenger RNA. Its product is annotated as 6,7-dimethyl-8-ribityllumazine synthase. NCBI's taxonomy places the organism in Eukaryota, Fungi, Mucoromycota, Mucoromycetes, Mucorales, Choanephoraceae. Gene Ontology annotation, molecular function: 6,7-dimethyl-8-ribityllumazine synthase activity. Gene Ontology annotation, cellular component: riboflavin synthase complex; intracellular anatomical structure. The transcript is spliced from 2 exons. The annotation marks the transcript as partial. Gene Ontology annotation, biological process: riboflavin biosynthetic process. The record is from RefSeq and is a predicted model, not a curated record.
AAUGAGUGACUAUCAAUUCGAUCGUGUCUCUUUUGCUUUCAUAUAUAGACCGCGUAUUAUUUUCCUCUUUUUUCCUUUUCUCCCAACUAAACAAAUGAGUGAAAAAACAUUUCAAAAGGGCGUAUCUGCACCCAAGGUCAAGUUGGAUGGCUCUGGUCUUCGUAUUGCUAUUGUUCAUACACGUUGGAACUAUGCUCUUGUUGACCAACUCUAUAACAAAGUCUAUCAAACCUUGAUUGAACGUUAUAACGUCAAGCCCGAAAAUAUUCAUACUGACACUGUUUCUGGUGCCUAUGAAUUGCCUAUGGCUGCCAAGCAAUUGAUUGACCUCUCUCAAGCUCAAGCUUCUCAAACUGCUAGUGACUUGCUCGGUUCUCCUGCUAUCGGUAGUAACACCAAGUCCAACGAUCGUAAGACAGGUCCCUUUGAUGCUGUUAUUUGUAUUGGUUUAGUUAUCAAGGGCGGAACUGCCCACUUUGAAUACAUUUGUGAUGCUGUCACUCAUGGCAUUAUGCGCGUCCAACUGGAUACAGGUGUUCCUGUCAUGUUUGGUGUCUUGACUUGUUACAAUGAUGAACAAGCUAUUGCCAGAUCCACUACUGAAGAGGGUUUCCAUCAUGCUGAAGAAUGGGCUGCUGCUGCUAUUGAAGCAGGCUUAAGAAAGUAUCAAAAACUGUAAGAUAUUUAUCUGUAUGUACAUGUGUUUUUUUCAAUAAGAAAUAAAGGAAUAUCAUGUCCUAGAACUGUAUACAAUAAAUCUGUAGAUCUUCUACUUUCUUUGAUUAUUAA